This is a messenger RNA of Aplysia californica (California sea hare), 5755 nucleotides long. Its product is annotated as transforming acidic coiled-coil-containing protein 1. Gene Ontology annotation, cellular component: cytoplasm. NCBI's taxonomy places the organism in Eukaryota, Metazoa, Mollusca, Gastropoda, Aplysiida, Aplysiidae. The record is from RefSeq and is a predicted model, not a curated record. Gene Ontology annotation, biological process: cell population proliferation; mitotic spindle organization.
CACGCUCAUGAAAUAAUGGUUUGGCUUCAAACGCAGAUGCGCUGUCACUUCGACCAUCAGAACUUCCAACAAAGAAAGGUACUAAGAUGGUCUAAUACAGCUAACAGGAUGGCAGAUGAUAAUGAGACAGCACCAUCAUCGCCACCGCUUCCAAAGCGGGGGGCAUACAGUAUUGACUUUGAUGCUUUAGAUGAAAUGUCAGACCCAUUUGCUCCCAAAAAAGCACUGGGAUCCUCACCUCCAAUUAAAGCGGCUGCUCCGAUAUCCUAUGAUAAUCUUGACGAUAUUGACGAUCCUUUCAAGCCGAGAAGUGCACUUUCCAACUCUCCCGGAGGAUCUAAAGCUGACCCUCCUCCUCCAGCAAACGAGUCUGAUAACAUGGAAGAUCCCUUUAAGUCUAAGUCAAAAGUAGCUAGUUCACCACCAGGGUCGCCGAAAGUCAUUGCUCAGAACAACAAUGUGAAGGAAGUUGGUUUCAGUGAGGACUCUCAAGGAGAUGUAUCACCCAAAGUGCCUGUUGAUGCAGACUCAGUGCCCAAAGCUGACAGCUUACCUGUAGAAGAGCAAAAGAAGCAAGAGGUUACUCCAAAAAAGAAGAAAAUUAUGAAAAAGCCGAAAGUCCAGUCUAAAUUCAAACCUCCAAAGAAUAUAAAGAAACCACAGGACUCUGAAGAUAUUCAGAUCUUCAUGCCAGACCCUGUGAAUGAUGAAACUAAACCACAGCCUGAGACAGAGCCUCCAGCACAGACUGAAGUAAAGUCUGAGGACAAACCUGCUGAAGUGAUACAGCCCCCUGCAAUAGAACCUGAGCCGGUGCCUGAUCCUGUCAAUAAUUUACCAGAUGUUGUUACCGCUAAUGAAAGUGCAAAAGAGAAAAAAGUUUCAAAAGGGAGUGAGUCUGCAGAAGAUGUGCCCCAGGAUGCUGCCCCGGAUGCCCUUGCGUCCAGUAUGGAAAGUGACCAGCCUUUCCUGGAUCGAGAGGGAUCAGAGGAGCCAGAACAUGCCAAUGAGGGCUUUGCAACAGCUGCUGAAGCAAUAGAUGGUGCUAUUGAUACAGAUUUAAUGGACAGAUCUGAAGACCCAGAGGAAAAUCUUCCAAGCAGUCUACAUCAUCAAGGGAGCAUGUUCACCAUUCAAAGAGUGACCAUGACCUUUUAAUGAGCAGUCCUGCUGUACUACAGCCAGACAGCAGCAAACAUCCUGCUGCAAGAGCCCUAGAGGCGGAACAAGCAGGAGGCAACCUGAAAGUUGCUGAACAAAAGAACGAAUCUAGCUCGGAGGAAAGCCAGUUUUUCGAUGCUUAUGAAUACCCUCCAACAGCCCCACAAUCUAAGGUGUGCCAGAAAUCAAGUGCAAUGGAGACCAGCCAGAAUGCCAAGGAAGAUGGUGACGGCAAAGGAACUGUUGUUCAGUUGGUGCAGGACAGUGACAAAGGCCAGGUCCUGCGCUACUCCCAGACAGACUGGAACAAGCUGAAGCAGGAGCAGGAGUUGAACUUUCAGACAAGUCUUCUGAACAAGGAGCGAGACUGGAGCCUCCUUCUGGGGGACCGCGACAAGAAGAUCUCCGGUCUAGAAGACGCCAACCGCAAACUGAAACAUACCAAUGAGGAUAUGAGAAUGGUUGUGACAGAAUUUGAGAAAACUAUCUCUCAAUUGCAGGCUGAAAAAGAAAAGACUCGAACGGAUUCUAGUAAAAGUCUUCAGUCCGUUGAACAUGAAAGAGACCAGGCCCUUGAAGAUCUUCAGUCUGUGGAGUCAGCGUUCUCAGACCUGCACAGACGCUAUGAGAAGAGUAAAACAAUCAUUGAAGGAUUCAAAAGGAAUGAAGAGCAGCUGAAGCUCUGUGUCAGCGACUUGCAAGAAAAACUGAAGAAGUCGGAUGCAAAGAUGCAGUCCUUGAAGUCUCAGGCUGAGGAGAAGUUAGACAGAGCGAAUGAGGAUAUUGAAAAGAUAAAGAAGACAACAAAACAGGAUAUAAUACGUUUGGAAGCUGCAUUGAAGAAGGCAGAACUACGCAUCUCUGGUUUAGAAGACAGUUUACAAAAUAAAGAGAAGGAGAAUCAAGAGCUGACAGCCAUUUGUGAUGAAUUAAUAGCCAAGGUGGGCUCCUAGCUCACGGCGUCCUAAACACUUCCUUCAUUUCAUCAUAUCACAGCAAAACCCAUUUCAGUGUUGAAGCAGUCCUUAUGGUGUCACACUGAAUUUCUCCGCUAUAACCUCAGGUGCUAGACAUGGUUUCUUGUGACUCCGCAUGCCAACUACAGACAAGAACAAAGGGGUUUCAAAGGAGAAAAGGAAGGUCAGCAAUGAUAAAGAGAUUUUGUGGAGCAUUAGCAAGCACUUGUGCCCACAUUUCUGAAUAUGAAAGUUUUGUUGUCACAUUCGGAAUCUAUGAAUGGAGAAUAUAAUUCAUGAAAACUUCAGCGAUUUGUGAGUUGAGAAAGUUAGAUAUUUUUCAAAUUAGUUGCGUCCAUCCUGACAAGUCAAAUGUUGAAAGGGAACAAAGUAAUAAUAAGUUAGGGAAGUGAAGGGUGGUCAGAGGUUCCGAGUCUUUACCUUGUUUGGUAUUUUCCUUGACAGAGACUUGAAUGGUGUUAUUUGGGAUGGUUGUAUUUGUUUUCCUUUUGUCCACCUUCACUUUGGCAGGUUUAUUUGAAUUUCUUUUUAGGGUGUCCUCGAAAAAUAGGCACAAUGUACUUGAAGCCCUCUAGUCAAACAAAGGAGGCAUGUCAGUCUUGCGGCAUAAUCAUUUCUGUCCCCUCAAAGGUCCUAAGUAUUCUACGGAUUGGUCAUCUGUCAUAUGUCAAAUUUGCACCUGGUACAAACAGAUUUAUUGUGAAGAUUUAUGAAAACAUGUGUCAUUCUUGAAAAGAUGAUCUUAUUUCUACAUUACUUUUGACGUCUUUUGUUCUGCAUUAUGGUGAAUUUCCCAUGUUUUUAUCUUUCCUCUUUAAGCUGUACAUGAGAAUAUUGAGAACAAAGCAUGCGUAAAAUGGUACAUUGUCAGCGUAGUGGGUGGAAAAGCAAGCCAUAAAAGAGAAGUUAGACUACUUUGAACUGUCCCGUUUGUCUGUGCGUCUCUGAAGAUAAGGAAUCAGUUGACCACAAGAGUUAUGCAAUGACCUGAACCUGUCUCAGUUUUUCACUAUUAUCGUGUCGUCUUCAUUGUGAGGAGGGUUCUCAGUGGUAUUUGUCUUCACUUGCUGCAACUAAAUCAUGUGAAGCUUACUGAAAGGGAAAAUCCCUGUUUGAAAUAUGAGCACUUUUAAAAAAAAUAGCUAGUCUUGUGUGAGAGGCAUGCACUAGAAAGGUGAGUGUGAAAUCACUUUCAAAUAAUCUCAUGCUUUUGUGCCUUUUUAAUAUAUAUGCUAUUAGUUUUGUAUUAUUUGUUCUUAUCUUUUACAAAAUCAAUUGGGUUGGGUUCAUUUCCCAUGAUUUGAAAGUGCUUUGACUUCUGUAGCAUUGAUCACAUUUGUUUUAUAGCUAUGUGCAUGCCGCUGUGUGAAUGCUUUUGAUGUAGUUCACAAUCUUGAUAAUCUUGUAAGUAUCUCAGAAUUUCUACUUAUCAGUCUCGGAGAGAAAACAGGAAACAUCUAACAUAAAGUAGUGGCUUUUUUGGUAUUUGGGGUUUUUUUUUUUUAAGUCAGUAUCUUUGGGGGUGGGGGGGUGUUGUUUUGUUGAUUUUUUUCUUUACCUGGAAAAUUUGAUGUUUAGAUUUUGCAUUUUUUUUAUUCAAGCUUAGUAUUGACUAUUAAUAUUGGUCUGCUGAAGCUGCUGCUGUUCAUGUUUUGAUAACGAUUAUCAUUCUCACAAUGUCUCCAAGCUCUUUUAAACUGAUGAAAAUGUAGAAAUCUUACACAAGAGAAAGGAAUCAACAUCUGAUUCUGAAUUGUAGCCAAAGACACCUGUGUAGGUUAAGUAGAUUAUAUGAAGUGUCAUAACAGCAAUGGGUGACAGCUGUGCUUUUCUGCUGAUCGCUUUUAGGAUUUGAAAUCUUUGUUUGCCGAUUAUAUUAUACCCAGGAUAUAAUUCCAACUUUAAGGCUUGUUAUGUGUAUCUCCUGCUAGCACACUGACCUAGUUCAUCUGUUCUAUCUCAUUUCUAGAGUUUACUUAUAGCUUGCAAGGAUGUAAACUUCAUGAGUUGUGUUUUUCUUGUAGAGACAAAAAGAGCUUUGAGCAGUAAUGUAGUACCAUGACUUUAUAAUUGACUGGUAUUUUACCACGUCAAUGCCACUGUGGAAUUAUCACAAAUAUCUCAUAUGAAUGAAUUAAGUAUUGCCCAUGUAUAUUGAGAAGUUGUUAUUUUUAUUCAUUGUGGCAAUUAUGGAGGUAUCAUGAAUAGAUGUUUGAGUUUGAGUGGGAGUGUGCGUGUGUGUGUUCACAUUCCAUACUGUGAUCAGCAUUGUGUCUGAACUGUCUUGCUGCCUCUUCAUUAUUGUUGUAAUAAAAGCUAAGGGCCUUGCUUUUACUUUUUACUUUUCUGUACAAAAGACCCUAAGCCCAGUGUGAUUUCAGGUAUUUGGGUGGUUCCUUAGAUUAUAUUUUACAUGUAUAUAUACGCCCAAUAUGUUUGUAUAAUUGUAGCUCUUGGUGAUAAUAAUCUGUGUGUCUUGUCCAGUUGUUUUCUUAAUAUCUUGGAAGUGAGUAGUAUCAGUGAGAGUAUUGACAGCAUGCUCAGAGAUGCCAUAGGCAGAAGUGAUUAGUUUCUAGGUGAGUUUCAGAUAGUAAGAAGAGACUCUUUUUAAUAGUUAGAUUUUGUUAUCAUGCUGUGCAUGCCAUAACUGCAGUGAUGACCUCAUCUUUGAUUCAUCAUAAUCUUGGUUAAAAUGUAUUUUGUACGUUUAUUUGAAGAUUGCGUGAAGAAGCACCAAUCCCAGGAAAAUAUCUCUUUUCACAUGCAAGUGUAUCCCCUUAUCUUAAACUCAGUCAUCAGCUAAACGUGGAUGUCAUUAUUUAUUACACCACAAUACCCAAGCAACAAGCGACUUAUUUAUUGUCAGGAAAAUGUGCAUGGUAUCUGGCCUAGAUUAUAAUUACUAAAGGCACUACAUUUUCCCUUUAUUUUGUUCCUUUGGCUUUUGAUAUACUCAUUUUACAUGUUGGCAUUACCUACACAGGUGUAAGAAAUGGAUUUUGGUUCUCUUUCACAUUUUACUCCGCAGCAAUGUAAUGUAAUAGAAAUUGUAUUGGAAAUGUAGGCCACAUUUAUUCCCCUUGCACAUCAGGUUGACAUAUUGAUUAGCGUGCUUACAAGUUUCUUUGCAGGUACCAAUACUGCAGAUACAAGAGGUCUUACCCCAUGCUGGUUUUUCUUAGGCUUUUUUUUAUCUCCCUCCUCCUGAAUUGGUGUCUUUGUUUUUAUCUUGUGAAGUCUUUCAUUAUUAUCAAAGCUUUUGGCUUUCUGUUUAAAACAUUGGAAGGCAUUUUUCAAAUGGUAUUUAACUUGGUAGAAUAAACAGUUUUAAAACAGUGUCGGUCCAGUUUGUUUGUGUUCAGUUUCAUUUAAUUAAAGAUGAAAUUAAAGUACAUUUUCCUAUCUGAUCGUACCACACCUUUUCACAGAGGAUUAAUUAUUAAUGAAUUCUAUAUAGAAAAUGAAUUUAAUAUUAAUAUAUAUGGAAUCUUUAGGCAAGUUGUUAUGAUGGAGUUGAAUGUCAGUCUCUUCUAUCUGAAUGUAUAUUAAUUUACUGAGAUUAUAGUCUGUUGCAAGCCCUAUUUAAUACACAUGAAAUAAAACUGACCUAAAAUAAA